AUCUCUUCCUCACAUUUCAACUGCUAAUAAAACAAUCAUCUUCCUAAACCCUUAAUUCUAGCCCCUUCCCUAAACAAUGGCUCUGUUAACUAUUCAUCUCUUUAAUUUGUAAUUAAACCCUUUUCUUUAAACAAAAAAUAAUAAAAUAAUUAAAGAGUUUACCUGAGAAUUAGGUUCAGGAUGGCCUCAAGGAGCCUCUCAUACACACAACUCCUAGGCCUCCUGUCCUUUAUCCUCCUAACCUCCACAAUGGCGGUUCGUGUUGGAGUCAUUCUUCAUAAGCCUUCUGCUCCAACCCUUCCUGUAUUCAGAGAAGCCCCAGCUUUCAGAAACGGUGAUCAAUGCCUUGAGGCUGAUCAAAUUCAUAUAGCCAUGACUCUUGACACAAACUACCUCCGUGGAACAAUGGCUGCUGUUUUUUCUCUCCUACAACAUUCAACUUGCCCUGAAAACCUCUCUUUUCAUUUCCUCUCCCUUGCUCAUUUCGAAAACGACCUCUUCUCCAGCAUCAAAUCAACUUUUCCUUACCUAAACUUCAAGAUUUAUCAGUUUGAUCCAAACCUAGUCCGAAGCAAAAUCUCCAAAUCCAUCAGGGAAGCCCUAGACCAGCCUCUAAACUACGCGAGGAUUUACCUCGCGGAUAUCGUUCCUCCCAGCGUCGACCGGAUCAUAUACCUAGACUCUGACCUUGUCGUAGUAGACGACAUAGAGAAGCUAUGGCAUGUAGACAUGGAAGGAAAAGUCGUGGCUGCUCCUGAGUACUGCCAUGCAAACUUCACACACUAUUUCACAAAAACGUUCUGGUCGGACCCGGUACUUGUUAAAGUCCUUGAAGGAAAACGACCGUGCUAUUUCAACACGGGUGUGAUGGUCGUGGACGUUGAUAAAUGGAGGAAAGGGUUGUAUACACAAAAGGUAGAGGAGUGGAUGACUGUUCAGAAGCAGAAGAGGAUAUACCAUUUGGGUUCAUUACCUCCUUUUUUGCUUAUAUUCGCCGGUGAUAUUAAAGCGGUUAACCAUAGGUGGAACCAGCAUGGUUUAGGAGGAGAUAACUUUGAAGGGAGAUGCAGAACGUUGCACCCUGGUCCGAUAAGUCUACUUCAUUGGAGUGGGAAAGGGAAGCCAUGGUUGAGAUUAGAUUCAAGAAAGCCUUGUAUUGUUGAUCAUCUCUGGGCUCCGUAUGAUUUGUACCGUUCAUCAAAACAUUCUUUAGAUGAGUAGAGGCAAAGAGGAAGUGAGAAGAUUGACACAUGUGUAAAAUAGGAGAUGGAGACGGUGCAAGCAGGGUGGGUGCGAGCAAAGGGAGCGAGAAGCAAAACAAAGCUAAAACAAGUUGUAGCGAAAAGAGAGAAACCAAGAGAGAGUUGAUUUUUUUGUUAAGACUCACUCUUAAUGCAAAAAGACACGUUGUGCAUGAGAUCAGUAGUGAGAUGGUAUCAUCAUCAUCAUGAUUUGUUUCUCUUAUUCAAGUGUUUUUUUUAACAUUUCUCCCUCUCUUGGAUUUAACGUGUAAUAUACAUAGGGUAGUGUUACUUCAAAAAUGGAGGAUUAAAUUCAUUCUUUAUUAAUUCAAUCUU
Molecule: messenger RNA, 1577 nt
Organism: Brassica oleracea var. oleracea
Lineage: Eukaryota; Viridiplantae; Streptophyta; Magnoliopsida; Brassicales; Brassicaceae
Product: probable galacturonosyltransferase-like 4
Exons: 1
Coding region: 181-1221 (346 amino acids)
Cellular component (GO): Golgi apparatus
Molecular function (GO): glycosyltransferase activity
Source: RefSeq, a predicted model, not a curated record